This is a messenger RNA of Taeniopygia guttata (zebra finch), 6912 nucleotides long. RefSeq names its product forkhead box D1 (gene FOXD1). Gene Ontology annotation, molecular function: RNA polymerase II cis-regulatory region sequence-specific DNA binding; DNA-binding transcription factor activity, RNA polymerase II-specific. Lineage: Eukaryota; Metazoa; Chordata; Aves; Passeriformes; Estrildidae. Gene Ontology annotation, biological process: anatomical structure morphogenesis; cell differentiation; regulation of transcription by RNA polymerase II. The record is from RefSeq and is a predicted model, not a curated record.
UCCCGCUCGCCCGCCGCGCCGCGCCGGCCGCCGCCGAUGCGCUGCCUCGCCGCCGCGCCAUGACCUUUAGCUCGGAGAUGUCCGAGGCAUCGACGCUGGCUGAAGAGACCGACAUCGAUGUGGUGGGCGAGGAAGACGACGAGGAGGACGACGAGGAGCCACGGACCCGCCGCCGCCGCUCCUACGCCGAGGACGAGGAGGAGGACGAGGACGACGACGAGGAGGACGACGACGAGGAUGUGGGCGACCUCCACGCCGCCGCCCUGCUGCCGCGGUCGCCCGUGCACGGCGGAGGCGUAGGUGGCGGCGGCGGCGGGGCGGGCGGCGGGGACGCUGCCGGUGGCUCUCGGCCCCCCUCGCGAGGUGGCCCGCAGAAGGCGACGGCGGGCGGUGGCGGGGCAGGCGGCGGUGGCGGCGGCGGGGCGGGCAGCGGCGGCGGCAAGAACAGCCUGGUGAAGCCGCCCUACUCCUACAUCGCUCUCAUUACCAUGGCCAUCCUGCAGAGCCCCAAGAAGAGGCUGACGCUGAGUGAGAUCUGCGAGUUCAUCAGCGGGCGCUUUCCCUACUACCGGGAGAAGUUCCCUGCGUGGCAGAAUAGUAUCCGCCACAACCUCUCCCUCAACGACUGCUUCGUCAAGAUCCCCCGGGAGCCCGGCAAUCCUGGAAAGGGCAACUACUGGACGCUUGACCCCGAAUCCGCCGACAUGUUCGACAACGGGAGCUUCCUGCGCCGCCGAAAGCGCUUCAAGCGGCAGCAGCUCCCGGCGCCGGAGCUUCUGCUGCGCGCCGUGGACCCCGCCGCCUUCCUCCCGCAGCCUCCGCCGCAGCCCCCGCAGCAGCCGCCCUGCGCCUACGGACCCUACGGCUGCGGCUACGGCCUCCAGCUCCAGCCUUACCACCCCCACUCCGCCCUCUUCGCCUUCCACCACCCCUCUCCGCCGCCCCGCCAGCCCCCUGCCGCCCCCGGCAGCGCCCCCGGUGCGGCGCUGCCCCCCGCCGCCGCCGCGCCGCCGGGCCCCUUGCUGCCGGCGGCGGAGCUGGCACGGACGCCCUUCGGCUACGCGCACCCGCUGGGCCCGGCGCUGGCGGCCUCGCUGCACUCCGCCAAGCCCGGCAGCGGCGCGGCGCUGGCCCGCUCGCCCUUCUCCAUCGAGAGCAUCAUCGGGGGAAGCCCCGGCCCCGGCGCGGGCAGCAGCUGUGCCUCGCAGUCGACCGCGGGGCCGGGGCUGGCCCGCUCGCUGGGGAGCGCCGGGAGCGGCCUGCCCCCCGCCGCCGCCCUGCCCGCCACCCCCGGCUUCGCGGCACGGAUCUCUAACUGUUAAGUGUUUGGGAGUCUUUCCGAAGGUAGGAUCUGGGGUAUCUCCUUUCUCCGCCGCUCGGACGCCCGGCGGACGCUGCCCGCAGGGGCUGCCUGUCUUUGCGUGGGGAUAAUUGUGACGGGGCUCGGGGGCCGUCCGCCGCGAGUGACGGACCUCCCGUGACCUUCACUAGUGCAAAGCCAGGUGUAGAUCUAGAUACUGCACGGGCAGGCGAUCACUACAUCGGAAAGUUACUCACUACUCCUUAAAAAAAAACAAACAUGGUGAAUAAUGUCUCUAAACCGCUAAAGUUCAGAGAUUCUCAGGUCUAGGAGCUUGAAAACAGUAAUGUACAGGAUAAAAAAAAAAAAGGCUUGAGGGAGGACAGCAGAGCAAUACUUUUUCAUUUAGUACACUUGUCUCAUGUACUUUUAUAAAAGAAAAGAUUAACGUGUUUACACAGAAGAAAUUCAAGAUUAUCAUUUCUUAUUUUAACCUGUGUUUUGUAUUAUAAUAGACUUACGGAGUUUUUUAUUUUGUACUUUAUGCGUAUUCUUUACAAGGAAUAUUGUUAAAAUUACUGGCAAGUAUUAUUGUACCAUUUUAAUGUAAAAUUUUUACACAUUUCAAAAAUAAAAUUUAUAAUUUUCAAAAAAAAAAAAAAUCAAAACCAAACCCAAAGACCAAAGGAGCCCAGCCAAACAAUUGGCUUUGGGUCCUUCCCUCCUUAGCAUUUCUCCUUUCUUUGGGACACUGAUAUUUUUUUUCUUUGGGAUUUAUAGCACAAUAGUCAAGGAAUAUUCUAGCUUGACAUUUAUUAUGUGCAAAUUUGACUGCAAAGAAGAAAAUAAAAAUACGAUCUUUACAGUCAAUGCAUUGUUAACCCUAACAGAUAAAGAAUAACAAAAAACCCAAAAAAACCCUAAACAAUCAAAAAACCCAAACAAAAACAAAACAAAAAACCCCCCACAACACCAACAAAAAAACCCCAACGAAACACAAAAACACUCUACAAAAACAGCAGGAACGAAAGAGGGGAUAAAUAGAAAUAGGUCUCUCUGGAGGGAGUAAAGCCCAGUUCUGUAAGGCACCAAUCAGGGGAUUGAUUUAAAAACCGGUUUAAAACUAUUUUUAUACUUUUGGGUGUGUUUUAAAUCAGAACUGCAUCAUAGUUUUGUUUCCAAGAGGCCCAAAGAAAAAUACUACUAAUAAAGGGCAUACACUGAACUUAAGAGAGAUUUGUUCUAGACACUUAUGUUUCUGUGAUGAUAAUAGUGGCAUGUGUUUCUACUUUUCAAUACAUAAAAUAUAAAAUGCGCUUUGUAAUAUCCUCGUGUGACGAGUUAAGUUUAUAAGCUGUCGAAGUAAGGAUAUUUAAACGUACAAAACAAGCCAUGAAAGCAGCUUUUCUCGUUCCAAACACUCGUUUUUAACAGCAUAAGGUCCAUAGAUAUCUAUUUUAUAGACUAAAAAAUAUUUUAACCAAAAAUCUGGCCUCAGAUAUUCAGACCUUAUAUAUGGAAAGGAGAAUUGCAUGUUUUAAGAGUAGGCAUGUGAAUGUUGUGGGCUAGGAAUACGCGUUUUUCAAACCAGGGAGGCGCUUUUCAACUACGACUGUAUUUAUAACAAUUUAGGAGACUCGGGGAUCAAAUAUGUGAAUUUUCAUAAUAAAAAACUAAUAAUAAAAAGGGAGGGAUGCCUUUUAGUGCUCUUUGGAGUGAGAAGGGAUUUUACAUGUAGAAGUAUUUCGUUGCCUGGGUUUUAAAUAUUCUUGUAGGUGGAAAAGUGGUGCUUCUCCGUUUUGUUUGUAGCAAUGCUGUGUUAAAAUAAUGGGUUUCAAAAAACAGAAAGACUGGACAUAAGAUCUCUGUUGGGCUCCAUUUGCACUCUGGAGCUGGAAGGCCUCUUUGGGUGUUCCGGGUUUUUAGUAGAAAAAGAAGUAAAGUCCAUUCUAAUUUCUAAAACAAAAGGGAAAACCCCGAGGCACUGUGUACGUAUUCUCCGGAGAGAGUGAAUCUUUUUCACGAGAGACCGAUUAAUUCACUUUCCCCCGGACUGGCCAGAGGAUGCGCUGGGCCGACACGGGCCGGUGCAGCGCAGAGUACCGAGUUAAGCUGAGGCCCCCUCGAAGAGGCAGAUAAAAUCAAGCAGGGAAUUUUUUUGCGGGAGGGAAGGCAGCUGUGGCCUUGCGGCUGUGCGAGGUUCCCCGAGGAGGGAUGCUGCUGGCCCUCAGUUUGGGUUCUGCCUGCUCGAGUCCUAGAGAUCUCCACGACCAGUUACAUUAGAAGGAUAUAUUCCGGCGACCCACCCUGUGUUUGUUUCUCUUGGAAUCUCCGCAGUAGAUCCCGGGGAGCCCGGCGACAUCCCCCACGCAGAGUCUAGCCUGGCCCAUGCCGGUGGUCAGUGAGGUCUGGGUGUGCCCACUGCCCGUCCCUCAGGUCUCUUCAGAGGUAUAUAGCAAGCAAACUGCUUGGCCAUUGUUCCUUCCACGUUUUUCGCCGGUUGCCUCCAUCCCCUGCGGAUAAGACCUUCUCUUGGGAGUUUCUAGGGAAGGUUACAGGAGCAAAUUGCAGUAGGUGGUAUAGAUUUUUUUUUUCCCUGUAAGUAAAAAGUAGUAGAGUAAGAGGUCUAGGGUCCUGGUGAAGCUCCUUUCUGCCUGUUCUCCUCGAGUCCGCGGGGAAGCCGCCUAGCCUCGGUCCCGGUCCCCAGGGUCCCUGUUUCCCCGCUGCUGCCCCAGAGCAGGUGCUGCCAGAAGAGGAGCCAGCCCCACAACCCUUUGAUGAGCUCGCAGCACCGCCGGGCCGCAGCGCCUCAUUCGCAUGCUAAUGGCCCGCCGUGCUCUCCGCGGCUUCCAAGACUAACAGAGAAGCCAACAGUAUAGUCCUCACAAGGACCGAGCCCGGACGAACAUUUCUUCCAAAAUAGUCUGGGCCCUAAUAAACAAUCUGGUAAGACAUGCAGUAUAGUGUCGCCUCCUUCUCCCAGAGACAAAGUGUGGAUUCAUUAACCAGUCUACUUGCUCAUCGUAUCCCCGUAGGGCUGAGAGACGAAUUACUGGAUCUGAACUGGGAGGGGAUUGCUCUAUGAGGGGGCUAAUGUUUCAAUCAGUUCAUCCUGAAGGACCACACAAAAAGAAACGUUUUCGUUUAUGGUGCUAUUAUGCGGAGUUUUAAUCUAGGGAUAGAUUUAGCCAAAUGUUAUCUAUUGGGAAUUUAAUGAAGCCCUUAUGUAUUCAAUCGUUUCUUAUGCCACACACAGUGUCUCUAUCCAGAAACGUUUCCUUCCACAUAGUUCUUUGUUUCUGAUGGAUGAUUUAUAUACUUUUAAUUAGGUUUUUAAAAAAUUAUUUCUUUUCAAGUAUCUUGUAUAACGUCUCUCUUAAGCAGGACUGUGUUAGGUCCCUUCCCACAUCCCCUAUAAAAGAGGUUUCCCCUUCCCUCCCUGUUUUCGAAUAUGAUUCGUUUGCACAUCCAUACCCUGUGCCCUUCCCGCUGGAGCGCUCCUGCUGCCUUGUGCAGAGGAGCCGGACAUCAUGCCCGCUCUGUCGACACUGUCGUGGGCUGCGACGGGCUGCGCAGCCCAGGGGUCCGGCCGAGCUCCGUGGCUCCCGUGCACAGCUCCUCGGCCCUGAAGCUGCUCUCAACCCAAACUAUCCCCACCCGCACCUCCUUUGGACCAUACCUUCGAUCUGGUUUGUAUUUUAGGUGCAGUGAGCAGCACUCCUGGGGUCAUCCGGGGUGCACAGGCUGGUUUCAAAUACCCAGGACCGACCCCAUCGCCAAGUCCGGAAGAAGAAAGAGGGGAGCGAGGCCCUCACCUGCUCUCAGCUUCUCCUUUUCUUGCAGCGCUAGAGGCGAGGGCAGAGAGCACGGUCGCCCCCGUAGAAACAGAGGCCUGUUCGGGGGAUCUGUGGGAAAGUGGAUCUGGUUUAACUGUCCCUUGGCACGGCCCGGAGACUCCAUUCCGUAUGUAAUACUUCCCCUCAGUACUUACAGUAAGUGCUGCUGUAGUCUCUGAUAAUAUUGUAUGUGACAGAAAUAAUUGAAAUUAUGAUCUUGGCUAAGCCCUCUCUGCUCUGGAACUUGCUAACCAAUGCAGAUCCGUUUUUCAGCUUGUUCACAGUGGCUCCCCCACCUGCAGUGGUAUUAUCCCUGCUUCCCUCGGCGACGGCCAGCCACACACGCCAUCGGAACCCGAGCACCGGCGGGGACCUGCUGCCCUGUGCCUGCAGCUGGGCGUAUCCUGAUCAGGUAGGUGUCCGCCUCCACCGUUUGUCACCUCCAAGUCGCAGUAACCUGCUGCAGGUGACUGCAAGGCCUCGCCACCCUUCUCCAAAAGUCUUUUCUCCUUUACAACCCUCACCGUGAGAGUCACGUCUACCAGUGGCCGUUGGGUCUCUGUUCAUUGCCCCCUCCUGCGCUGCAAAGCACGACCAAGAUGCGGAGGAGGCAUUUACGCAGAAGUGUGCGUACGUGUGCGAAGGAGGAUGGCGCCUGAGAAGGAAGAACUCUGUUCCCCGCCGCCAGUCCCCGCCUGGAGGUGUACUGCGGGAAGCCGGCCCUGGAAACACGCCGGCGCCUUCCCAGCCGCCUGGCUCGACUCGCACUCAGCUACCGGCACGACGGAAAGGAGCAAAGGCAAAGGCUGCGGGGCUGGGAAGGCGCGCACGGGGAGCGCCUCGGCCCAACUCGCGACAGCGCGUCUGCCGCAGCGCGGGGGACACCGAGGGCUGUGCACAGCCGCGCUCCGCCGCGCCCACGCGUGGGAGCAGGGAGCCAACCGGGGCCGUCCCGGCGGGAAUCGCCGCGAGAAACCCACGGAAGAUGCAUAGCGUACGGAGAUGUGUCCUUAGCGCAGCGCUCCUGCUCCACCAGCUGUCACAGUGAGAGACACAGAGGCACCCGCUGCGCUCUGCGCCAUGGGGAGACCUAUCGGCUAGGCACCCUAGUGCCCAAAUGUACAAAAACAUAUGGACUGGACUGGACGAAAGGGGCUUUUUUUCUUUUUUUCUUUUUUUUUUUUUUUUAGUGCGGUGUCUCGUCAAUUUCAGAAAUCUUCCGCUGAACUGAAUUCAGAAGGAAAUUUGUGGUUGUGGGAUUUUUAUUUUUCUAAUCAAAAUAAUUAAGCUUUCCCUUCCUCCAAACCACAGGAGACCUGUUGAAUUGAUUGUUUCCCUUUCGCUGAUGCUAUAAAAUGGCAUAGAGGAAUCUGCGGGCCCCCAUAUUUAGAUGAUAGAUUAUGCGAUUUAUGUUAGAAGAAAAAGGAUAAUUGGAUAAUUCCGUCGUUGCAUUAAUUCGUUUCUUAAGACUGGGGAAGCCCUAUCUACGGUCAGUCCGAAGGUAUUUCUGUCCCUUGAGUGCAAUAGAAAACCAUGUGAGUGCAUCGAAAUGAGUGUGAACAUUUAGGAGUGUUUGUCUCGCACCAUCUAGUGCCAUCCAGUGCCCCACAACUGCAUCGCUCCCGCUAAUGCCCAGGUUCUGCCAAGUCCUUUUAAAACCUGUAAAUGUCUAUUCGUACCACAGCGGUCGUAGGACUGUUUCUCUAGUUUCAUUGUGGAAGAGUACAUGCACACCUGUAUACACGAGAUACAUUAAAUACACACAAUCAAGAUUAA